ACUGGAACGCAGCGCAGAAGCGAGUCUAUCACUAACAGCGAUAGCAUAUGCGUGAACAGGCUGCGGUGCGGCCUGCCGUGUUAGACACUAAAGGACGCAAUAAAGAGCCGGGGGGAGGAGGAAACUUGUGGAGUGCAAAUGUCGCAGCUUCACAGCAAGACCAGGAGUUUCUCCAGGGCUGCCGGAGUAGGAAAGCCUCACUUCAGAACUCGAGUGAAGUUCGUGUCCAAGUGUCAGCGAUUCCUGCGUUGGUCCUGGCUGCAGCUGCUGGAAAAUCACCGUAUUUCCGUUACGGUAUUAUCGCCUCAUUUCUAUUUGACGGAUGGGAAAUUCAUAGUCACCUUGAGCCAAUACCCACGCCGUGACAUAAAGAUGAAGCUUUUUGCCACUUCUUUUUCCCUCAGUCCUCAUUCCGAAGUUGAGAUGCCUUUCUUCAGCGCUUGUAGUCAUUGCCUUUUCAUGCAUACCUUAUCAAAUUAUAAUUCCAGCAGAGAAGGAAAAAGUUUGCUACUCCGUAUCAUGAAUUGGGUACACCGUGUUGGUGAAAUAUUUGUGACUAGUCCUAUCGUCCUUAGCGCGCAGGCUCGUGAAUAUCUGAGGUAUUCAGCUUGGGCUAACAGUGUCUGGCCAAAGCUUGGAAAUGGCUCUUUGACUUGCCCUUUGGUUUCUUGAAUGCGCAUCCCGCAAUAUUCCUCUCUCUCUCUCUUAAUCAUCACCGUACUCGAGGAUCUGUAUCCCCACGGCCUGGACGAGCCACCAUAGUAGAGCCGAA
Cantharellus anzutake is the source of this 772-nucleotide messenger RNA. RefSeq lists its product as uncharacterized. The transcript is spliced from 4 exons. The record is from RefSeq and is a predicted model, not a curated record. The coding region runs from base 139 to 672 and encodes 177 amino acids. Lineage: Eukaryota; Fungi; Basidiomycota; Agaricomycetes; Cantharellales; Hydnaceae.